CAUUCUUCAAAGUGCAGGUGAGCCAGCCAUGAGAGGGUACCUUUUAGCCAUAUUCCUGAGUGCUGUCUUCCUCUAUUAUGUGCUGCAUUGUAUUUUAUGGGGAGCAAAUAACUAUUGGGUGCCACCUGUGGAAAUGAAAAGGAGACAUCAGACCCAGUCUUGUUUGUCAAAGCCAGCUUUUGCCUCUCUCCUGAGAUUCCAUCAAUUUCACCCUUUUAUGUGUGCAUAUGACUUUAAAAAGAUUGCUUCCUUGUAUGGUAGUGAUAAGUUUGAUUUGCCCUAUGGGACAAGAACAUCAGCGGAAUAUUUUCGAAUUGCACUUUCAAAACUCCAGAGUUGUGAUCUCUUUGAUGAAUCUGACAAUGUACCAUGUAAAAAGUGUAUUGUCAUUGGUAAUGGAGGAAUUUUGAAGAAUAAGUCUUUAGGAGAAAAAAUUGACUCCUAUGAUGUAAUAAUAAGAAUGAAUGACGGUCCUAUUUUAGGACAUGAAGAAGACGUUGGGAAAAGGACAACCUUCCGACUUUUUUAUCCAGAAUCUGUUUUUUCAGAUCCCAAUCAUUAUGAUCCUAAUACUACAGUAAUUCUUAUUGCUUUUAAGCCAUCUGAUUUAAGGUGGCUAUGGAGCUUGUUGACAGGUGACAAAAUAAACAUUAAGGGUUUUUGGAAGAAACCAGCCUUAAACCUCAUCUAUAAGCCCUAUCAAAUCAGAAUUUUAGAUCCUUUCAUUAUCAGAAUGGCAGCUUAUAAAAUGCUUCAUUUACCAAAAGUGUUUCCCAAAGAUCAGAAACCCAAACACCCAACAACAGGAAUCAUUGCCAUCACACUGGCUUUUCACAUAUGUCAUGAAGUUCACCUUGCUGGUUUUAGAUACAACCUUUCUGAUCCUCGAAGUCCUUUGCACUACUAUGGGAAUGAUAGCAUGUCUCUGAUGAAUAAGAGUGCCUAUCAUAAUGUGACUGCAGAGCAACUCUUUUUGAAGAACAUUAUACAAAAAAACUUUGUAAUUAACUUGACUCAAGAUUGACCCUAAAGACUCAGAAGAUGACUGUGCACAGUGUUUUAUUUUUAUACUGCAAUUUUUUAUUUUUACACAUACUGGAUGAACUUUACCAAAAAUUCAUCAACAUUAUGUGUGUUAUCUAUUGGUAUCUGGUGAUUUGAUCCACCAGCUUAAUUUCUGUGAAUAUAUUUAACUUAUAAUAAACCAAGACAUAUUUAGUUAGGAUGGACAUCAGGGAGAUUGUACUAGAGUUUUGACGAAUUUUUUUUUAAAAUAAGCUACUUUUCUGAGUGUUUUAAAUGUCUUUUUAUAGUUUAUUUCAUGUUCGACUUUGUGAAGCAUGUGACUUCCUACUAAGAAGAUUUACGUUUACCACAACAAACGAAAUAUAACAAGACAUUCUGAGACUAUCUGGCUACUGUAAACUGGGGGAAAUUGGCAUGCGGUUGGACCCUGGUAUGACAAACUGGAAUUACUUCAGUAUUGAAGUAUCACAGGCUGACUUUAUAUUAUUAUUAUUUUUGUAGUUUUUUUCCCUUUUUUAUUCUACCCAAGAAACCUGAUAUGAACCUGAAGUCAGUCCUAAGUAGAAGAAUGAAUGGAGUCUAAAUUUAGACUGAAUUGAGCAGUUUCUUCCCUGAAAUGAUGACCUAAAACUAUGAUUAUAAAGAAUAAUUUGGAAGGAGAUAUCUGAAGUUGAAGUAGGUAAAAAUGUAACUCUGGAUGAAUAAAUAACCAAAGAAUGCUAUUACUAAAAUCCAAGGUUGCAUU
Molecule: messenger RNA, 1771 nt
Organism: Suncus etruscus (white-toothed pygmy shrew)
Lineage: Eukaryota; Metazoa; Chordata; Mammalia; Eulipotyphla; Soricidae
Gene: ST3GAL6
Product: ST3 beta-galactoside alpha-2,3-sialyltransferase 6
Exons: 10
Coding region: 29-1024 (331 amino acids)
Biological process (GO): glycolipid biosynthetic process
Molecular function (GO): beta-galactoside alpha-2,3-sialyltransferase activity
Source: RefSeq, a predicted model, not a curated record